UAUAAUAACUCCUAAUAACUUUGAUGUAAAGACUGAACCAUAAUAAAAUACAUAGAGUGGAGACACAAAUACUCGAAUAUUUAUUUCAAAUUACGUCUUUUUAUUAUGUUUUCAACAAUCCUUUUCCCUCCUGCCAUUUUUAUCAACUCUCUUUAUUUCUUUUGACCCCAGGAGAAACACAAAUGCUUCGUCACAUGCAUUCGUUAUGGGCCCUUAAUAACUCCUUUUUGGGUCAUCGGCCCUAAUCAUUAAUAUGACUCUGCGUAAUACUUUCCGUCAUUCUUGAGUUGAAAAGUUGAUCUUCUUUUAUUUUAGUUUAGUUACAAACUUCAAAGAACAAGGGAAAUAUAUUAGCACUACAUCAAAAAUGUUUGUUUUCUGAAGUUUACAGAUUAAGGACUAAUGACUAUGCAAAAAGAAAAAAAGAGAAUGAUCAUUAAGCUGUUGAUUUGACCAAACAAGAUUGGUAUUAGUUGGUAGCAAAGAAAAUUAUGAGGCAUGGGGUAGAAUUGUGUUGCACGUUGUUGAAAAGGAAAUGUUCAGCCGCGCGUGUUCACAUCCUCUCCUCGCUUUGAUUUUUGAAUUAAGGUUUUGCGUGAUCAUCUUUUCUAAUUCUUGAUUCUGCAAUCUUUGACUAAAUUAUACAGGACUAAUUAUUUAUAUUAUUAAUUAGAUUUUGAGUUAUCAGAUUUUAAAUGUAAUCUCGAUGUAUCUAAUGAUAUCGAUUGACAAGAAUGAUCCGCUAGAUUUUUUUUUCUUUUUAGUUAUCAUUAGAUUUGUCCAUGUAAUAAAUUAUAAGAUAUAUUGAUGUUGUACUCUAGCAACAUAAUUCGGAUAGUAGUAUUUUCUUCAAAUGGCUUUUGGUUGUACGUAGAAGUUGUAAGGUAGAACUCUCGGCUAAUUUAAACGCAGCGGUUGUAGUCAUACCUGCAAAAGUUUGUAGGUAAAUGGUUACAUUUUAAACAUUAUUAAAUAAUUUGUACGGUUGGUUCAACAUUUAGAAACUGAUACAUGCGUGGAAUAUAUAUGAAUGAUUAACUAUUAGAUGCAUUAACAAUUUAAUAAUAAAUUAAUAUCUUUAAUACAUUAUAUAAUUAAAAAUAUUAAAUAUACUAUUAUAUUAAACUCUAAAAUGUAUAAUUUAAUAAAAAUUGUUUCUUAUAUGUAGAUUAAUAUCAGAUUUUUAAAAUUAUCUUGUUUGGUUUAUAUAUAUGUAUAGAUAUUAAUGUCUAAAAGGCAUAGUGUAUAUUCUGUUUAUAAUUUUUAUAAUAUAAAUUACGAUAUUGGUUUGUGAAUAUAUGUAUUCGUAGGUAUAAUAUCUAAAAAACAUUUUUAAGUAAUAUUUUUAUUUUUAUAUUAGAAGAAAUAUUUUUAUUUUAUUUAUCCACAUGUAACUAUGUGCAACUGCAAACGCUAAGUGAAACCAACUUUUAAUUUUAAGAGAUAUUUGCUAUAAAAUGCCAACAACUGCUACCAUCUGCAAACGCAAAAUUUACAAGUAGUAGUGAAAAAACUAAUCAAAUUGUUAAUGAAUUAUUAAAUAUAGUUUGAAAAUGAAAGGAGAGUAAAAAGAUUGUGUUUGAUUCUGCAAAGCAGAGGAUCGUACAAAAUUUAAGAAAUUUACGGAAUCAUUUGCAAUAUAUAUAUAUAUAUAUAUAUAUAUAUAUAUAUAUAUAUAUAUAUAUAUAUAUAUGCAUGUAUACUUAACAAUACAAGCUUUAGAAUAGGGAAAUUAAGAAAGAGCAAAUUAGCUUAAUAUACUGAAAAGAGUGGGAUACCAUUGAUUUGGGGGAAAAUAGUAAUGAUGGGGGGAAGAAAAUUGAAGGGAAAUAGGGUAUGAAGUGCAAAUAGGGAAAAAGUUGUGUGUAGGGAGUACAAAUUCUCAUUAAGAAAAUAUAUAUAAUGCAUUUGGUGGACGAAUUUAUAGAACAAUUUUGUUGUUACUCUAUUCCGUAUAUUGUUGUUGUCAACAUGCAUAUGUGUUUAGUAUAGGUACCUGACAUUGUGACUAUACUACACUGACCUGUGUGUUAUAUGUUUUGCUUUAUAUGCUUAGCCUUCAAGAUGUUUUCGAUCGUCGACAAUUUGUGUUACUAUAUCGCUUAUCAGUGCUUGUGCCACCGGUUGUUACGGGAUGACUUUGUAUCCAAACAUGUUUUUCAGAGAAGAAAGUGACAAGAAAAAUAAAUGAAACUGUGAAGAUUUAUAUCGGCAGAUAAAUUUUGAGAUUAUUAUGAAGUAUAGAAGUUCCAUUUGCUUUUCAUAUUCAUUUCCCAGGAUACGCAAUCUUUAUCCAUCACUGCUUUUCCUUUUUUUAAUUGACGGCAAAUCUUCUUUCUAAUCAUAAAAGUUUUUUUUUUUUUGACAAAUCAAUAUACAGACCCUUUAUUUUCAAGUAAUAUAUGUAAAUCCAGUGGUUAUUUAAAUGCCACUUUGACAUUUUUCACAGUGAUUAAAAAAUUAUGUAAUAAACUAAUAUAUUUUUAUAUAAUGUAUGAUUAAUUAAAUAAAAAUAAUUUAAACAAAAGUUUAUUGGUUAUUCAAAAGGGUAAAAAAUAAAUUAAAUGUACAUUUUAUGUUAACAACUUAAACAGACUAAUUAGACUCUGCAAACCAAAUUGGUAACUCCACAUCCAUAUGUACAACAAACCAUAAUUCUUUUUUGUACUGCGUACGAGACUGUCCGCCCUUGAAUUCUGCGUCUGUGGUAUAUGAAUGAAUUCUGAGGUGUUGAAACUUAUUUUUAAUAUCUUUAUGUCUUCCAAAUAAAUGCUGACUAUUUUUCUAGUUCCGAAACCAUAUUCACCAACUGAGAACAAUCCAUUGCAAAUGUAACAAUAAACUGUUUUAGAUUCCUCAUGCAUUCCAUUUUCUAAAUGAGAGCAUCUAUCUCCUAGUGAAGUGGCGACUAACUCACUCUUGUAUUUUCCCUUCCAUUAAACCAUCAAAAAACCUUCUUGUGUGCUAUACCACCCUUGUCCCGAAUAGAUUUCUUGAGUUUUUAUAUUAGGUGGACAGCGUACUUUCUAGCAUAAAGCCUUUAAUGGAGAGACCAAAUUACUAUAUUCUGAUACCGUUCUUUCUCUAUUUAGAUACACUCGUUCUGCUUGAUAUCAAGAUUUAACCAUGUAUCUCACAUUAUUAGUAAAAUAUUAUUUAUCACGAUCUGCUGUCUGAAUUCGACUUAAUGUAAUUGUAGGAUGACACUUAUUUUGAAAUAAAAAAAUAAACCUGAAGAUGUAAUUAAUAUGAUUUAAUAUAUAAUAAUUUUUUUGUGUGAAGUGUUUUAGGAUUUCCAAUCAAAACAAAUUAGCGAUAAUUACAGUAAUUCAGGUCUUACAUAUAUAAAUGUUAGUUUUAAAAUUUUCAAUAUGAAAUAUAUACUACAUUUUUCUUCAAGAUAAUGACCAGCUCAUUUAAAUGACCUAGCUCAUUUAGCCAGUAAUCUCAAUAGAAACCAUCGUUUUUUUCUAUGAUAAUGCUCUUUCUAAAAACAUCGAUGCAAUUGAAUAUUAUUUGAAUCAUCAAUUAAGGAGAUGAUCUAAUCAUUUUUCAAGCGGAUUAAUAAGGUAAAGUAUAGGUUGUCUCUCAUAUCAUAUUAAAUUCUCAUACUUCUAACUCAAAAUCAAUUGACUAUAGGUUAGUCCAAGUCUCUUUAUAUUAUUUAUGUCUCAUGGAAACUUCUAAUGUGUGAGUUUAUAUUCUUACAAACACUCUUUAGAGACUAAAGCUCGUGACCCAUUAAUUUCUACUAAUCAUAAUACUUCCUCUCCAUAUAAUUUCUCUUGUUACAAUCAAUCUCACAGACCAUCAUUAUCGGAUCCGGGAGCACAAGUCACUUCUAGGCCAAAUUACAAAAGUGUGUGGAUCGAUUAAUUGAACUUUUUAUUAAUAAGAUUUUUAGGUUAUGGUACCAUGUUAAGUUUCAUGGACUUCUAACUCAAAAUCAGUUGACAAUAAAUGAACCGGUCUAAAUUCCUUAUACAUUAUCUAUGACCAUGUUGUUCAAAAAAAUACUUUACCCAUGACCAUCAAAAUUCCCGAUAUAAAAGCUUUAUAUUCUCAUAUAACCCCACAAGAUAAUGGUAAAUAUGACCAUUAAUUUUGACAAUAUCUCAGUAUAAAAAUCGGUUGAGGUCAGAUCAAACGGAAGAAUUCAGCCAGACCGGUUCAAGAGCAAUCGGGCUUUUUCAGAAGGUGUGAUCUGUUUCGGUUGGCUAGAAAAUAUAUGAUCAUGUUAGAUAGGAUGUUAAUUUUUAGGACUUUUUAGUUUAAAACCAAUUAUCGAAUCUCUUAUAUAUUAUUUAUGUUUCACUGAAACUCCAUUUGUAGAGACUUAUAUUCUUACACAUUAUUUAUAAAGUAAAUAGUAAAUACUUUUAUUUGCAUUAUGUUAUAUAGUAGAAGUUUAUCUUUUUUUUUGAUCAAAGUAGAAGUUUAUCUCUAUUAGUUUAAAUAAAUAAUAAGUUCUUCCAUGCAUGUUUACAACCCGGUCUAAUUUCCUGAUAUAAAAAAACACUAAUAAACAUUUAGUUAACUACUGAGCUACGAGAACUUCCACAACUGAGCUUAUAUUUUAUUGAAGGUACAUAUAAUUAUAUAAAUAUCGUUUAGUGGUUGGUAGGUAGAUAUAAAAUAGUGGACAGCAAGUUUUGUCCCCGAAAGUUUAGUGGAUUUCUCGUGCGAAAGUUUCGAUAUAUUGUUUCUAGUGGUAAUUUAGUAAAAAUCUAAUAAUCUCUUAGCCAUAGUAUCUUUGUCUAGGUUGCACGGAAGCUUUAUCAGACGUCCGCUUCCCGCUUUGUAAUCAGAAUCGAAACUUUGUGAAACUCUACGGAAUCUCACUUCCAAAUGUUUCUAAAAUAUUUUAUUUUAAAACAUGGUAAAAGCUUACAAUUCUUUUUGUUGGAAUCACGCUUCCGUCGAAAAAAAAGAAUGUCAUAAAUAAUAAGAUAUAAAAAUCUGAUUUUUGUUUUUAUAUAAAAUCUAAAUUUAAUAGUAAUAUAAUAGAGAGAAAAUAAAUAUACAAAUAUUAAAACUAAUACUAUAAAUUAUUUUUAUGCACUGAAGUUUUUUACUAGAGAUAUAAAAUAUAUUAUUCAAAUAUAUUAUGUCAAUUAGUUAUGAAAUAUUAAAACUAAUUAAUAUAACAAUUUCUUAUAAACUUAAUUUAUGUGUAUUUUUACAGUUUUAAUAUAAAAUCAUUCUAAAUUAUUAUAAAUGAAUAAAUGUUUUAUUUUAAUUAGAGUCAUAUAAUUUUAGUAACAAAUUUUAUAAUUUUAUAAUUUUUUAUAUUUUAAUAUGUAUAUAUAUACGCUUCCAACACGUAUCCGCUUUCUAUUUUUUUUUAAAAAUUAUCGUUUUUGCGCUUCUAUAUGGUUUCGCUUUCGCGUACACGCUUUUGUUUCCAUGUAACAUAGAUCUUUAUCAAUGUAUAACUGAAUUUUUUUUUUUUUUUUUGUCACGACAAUGUAUAACUGAAUUAAUGUCAAAAAUUUUGAGAUUAAUUAUUUAUUUGAUUUCUACAAACAAAUAAAAUAAAUAACUCUAAUAUAUAGUAUGUAAAAUUAUAAUAAUACAGUCUGUAUAUUGAGUCCAUGAUCUGCCUAUAACGCUCUGACCGACCACGAUUAAUGAGCCACCCACAUCCGUUCACUCGGUCCGUGGACUCCAUCCUCUGUGACGGGUGGUGUGUUAAUUUCUCUGAGGCUCUAUAGUCAUGUUUACUGAACCUACAAUCACCACGUGACCUUUCUCCGUGCUUUGACUUCACUUGCACGAUAUCGCGAAUCACUUCUUGAUAGAUCACUCAUCCUUCCACUACUGAAGCUCAAACAUACUUGACUCUGGAUUCUAAACGGAUGUAUGCCUGGAAAAAAUAAGUGCAUUUUGGUGAGAUAAAUAAUCAAAUCAAUUAUUUUAAGCUUUUUUACGUAUAUUAGAAAUCAGAAAAUCAGAAUGUUACACUGCCAUUUAUGAAAAUAUUGCUAGCAUCUAAUAAUUCUUGUUCCCCUUGCAUGUUUUUACAUUAAUAGCGAAGUCUACCAAAGAGAUCGAAUAGAUAUAUUUUUUAAAGAAAAUCUCAAUUAAUAAGGAAAAGAAAAAUGCCAGGAAAAAAUAAUGUGAAACUACCCAGCACUAUAAAUACAUGUGGUCUUCAGCAAUAUUGUUCACUAUAUCUCGCCGGCAAAAAAGUUCACUAUAUCUCACCAAACUCUCUCUCAAUAUCUUCAACUUUUUAAUAAAAGAAAAUAAAGAGGGAAAUGAUGUUUGUUUCAGUAAAGUAUGCCCUCGUGAUAGUGAUGACCUUGAUAUUAAGAGUCCUAUACAACUUCAUUUGGUGUUACUACCUCACACCAAGACGCAUUAAGAAGUUAAUGGAACGUCAAGGCAUCACCGGCCCAAACCCACGCUUCCUUACUGGAAACAUCAUCGACAUCUCCAAAAUGGUUUCUUACUCUGUCUCCGAUCAUUGCUCUUCCAUCCACCACAAUAUCGUUCCUCGCCUUCUCCCUCACUACGUCGCCUGGUCUAAACAAUAUGGGAAGAGAUUUAUAGUAUGGAACGGGACGGAGCCGAGGCUGUGCUUGACGGAGACGGAGAUGAUUAAAGAGUUGCUGACGAAGCACAAUUCCGUCACCGGUAAAUCAUGGCUCCAGCAGCAAGGCACUAAAGGGUUUAUUGGACGUGGUCUUCUCAUGGCCAACGGCGAGGCUUGGCACCACCAGCGCCAUUUGGCAGCUCCUGCGUUCACACGUGAUAGGCUCAAAGGAUACGCGAAGCAUAUGGUGGAGUGCACAAGGGUGAUGGCGGGGAAGCUAAGGAAGGAAGUUAAGGAAAGUGGAGGAGAUGAUAAAGAGGUGGAGAUUGGAGAGGAGAUGCGGCGGCUCACGGCGGAUAUAAUAUCUAGGACGGAGUUCGGAAGCAGUUACGACAAAGGAAAGGAGCUUUUCAGUCUACUCACUGUCCUUCAGCGACUCUGCGCUCAGUCCACUCGCCACCUCUGUUUUCCUGGAAGCCGGUUUCUACCGAGCAAAUACAAUCGAGAGAUAAAGAGUUUGAAAACUGACGUAGAACGUCUUUUGAUGGAGAUUAUAGAGAGCCGGAAAGACAACGUAGAGAUCGGUCGGAGCAUCUCGUACGGGGACGACCUCUUAGGGCUUCUCCUGAACCAGAUGGAUCGCAGCAAAAACAACCUUAAUGUUCAAAUAAUAAUGGAUGAGUGCAAAACUUUCUUCUUCACUGGUCAUGAGACAACCUCUCUUCUUCUCACGUGGACCCUCAUGCUCCUUGCUCAUAAUCCCACGUGGCAGGAAAAAGUACGCCGUGAGGUCCGACAAGUUUCUGGCCAAGACGGUAUCCCUUCCGUUGAGCAACUCUCAAGUCUUACCUCGUUAAACAAAGUGAUAAACGAGUCACUAAGACUUUACCCUCCUGCCACUCUUCUACCAAGAAUGGCAUUUGAAGACAUAAAACUCGGCGACCUGAUCAUCCCUAAAGGCUUAUCUAUAUGGAUCCCUGUCCUGGCGAUUCAUCAUAGUAAGGAAUUAUGGGGUGAAGAUGCGACUGAAUUCAAUCCUGAACGCUUUAGUUCUAGAAAUUUCGCGUCAAGUCGUCAUUUCAUGCCUUUUGCAGCCGGUCCUAGGAACUGCAUUGGCCAGAAUUUUGCGAUGAUGGAGGCAAAGCUAAUAUUAGCAAUGCUUGUUUCCAAAUUCAGUUUCACAAUAUCGGAGAAUUAUAGACAUGCUCCUAUAGUUGUGCUUACUAUAAAACCUAAGUAUGGAGUUCAACUAAUUUUGAAGCCACUGGAUUCGUAAAGGGGGGGAGACCUAUCUUAUUAAGCUUCCUGAGAGACUACUGAAUUUUGAGUAACAUGAGGGAGUUGUAAUUGAAUGAUUUUGAAAUGAGUAUAAUGAAGAGUUAUUGGGUUCAGUUUAGGAGACACAUUAUCUAAUCUUUCUUUUUUUAAUAAUCGAGGUAGAUACAAGACCUGAAAAACAAAUUAAUAUAUCUCCAAGAUCUUUUAAAAACUAGGUUUUAUUGUGUUCCUAUAAACUGCGGGAUUAUUUGAUAGGAUAUAUUAAAUAACAACACAUCAGUUAUUAUAUAGUAUAAAAUACAAAAUAUUGCUAUUGGUCAUCUAUUCUUUUAAAAAUAUUAAAUGGUAAAAUACAAUAUAUUGCUCCAAAAACAAAACGUCUUUUUAAAGAUAAAGAAAUUGAUACUUAAUUUUUUUGUCACCAGCACAAAUACAUAAAGAAAUUGAUACUUAAUUUUUUUUGUCAUCAGCACAAAUAUACUCGAUUAAGACUCUGCUAACUAAGACCAUCUCCAUCCAUUAGGACCUCUAAUGAGUUCUAAUGAUUAAAUUAAGAAUAAAUAAAGUGAUUUGGCAAGUUUAGAACUUUGGUUAGUGGAAAUAAUUUUUUCCUUCUCCAAUGGGAGAACCUCAUAGGGGUUCUCUCUGCAACACGUCUCAUUUCCAUUUUUUUUUGUCAUCCUUGUGAUUUAAUCAUCGCAUGCAUGCAUUUCACAAACUAAUUUAUUUCCGAGCAUUCAUUUUUGUACUUUUCUUCAUGAUGGUGAUCAUAUUGGUGUGUUAAAAAGACGAGGUUAUGUUUUCUUUUAUCAUCAAUGGGAAAGUGUUGAAGACAAGGAAUUGGACAAACAUCAGCUUCUGUACAGACUUACAGAAACAAGCACCACAAAAACUAGCAGUGUCAUACGUCCACCAUCCUCCUCCUCCUCCCCUUCACCACCAGCUCUAUCUUCAUACUCACUUUUGUUCUCAACAUACCAAUGAAGGUUCACUCCUUUACCAGCAACACCGUACCCCAACCUAUACUUCUCCUCAUCCGGAUCCCCUGCCCUCGCUGCAGCAUCUUUCGCAGAGGCUCUCGCGGUCGCAGCAGCUUCUUUCCUCACCUUCUUCCUCCUCCCCAGGCUUACCAUCAUCCUUCUUCGGUGUUAGCUCGAUGGGGUCGAAGAUCUUGAUCCUCCUCCUCCUCCUCCCAUUCACGAAAUCGAAAGGAUGAUUUUACCAAUCCGAGAAAGAGAUUGAAAUGAGAUUCGAGAGAGAAGCGGAAUCUUCGAGAAUGGAGGAGAAAGAAAACUAAUUUCACACAAACGAAGGAGAGAGAGAGACAUUAAUGUGUGUUCUAAUUACAAGAUGACACGUUAGGGUGUCUUACUGAUUCUAAAAAGUCCACGUUUGGCACCGGUUC
Brassica rapa (field mustard) is the source of this 9221-nucleotide messenger RNA. RefSeq names its product cytokinin hydroxylase. NCBI's taxonomy places the organism in Eukaryota, Viridiplantae, Streptophyta, Magnoliopsida, Brassicales, Brassicaceae. The record is from RefSeq and is a predicted model, not a curated record. Gene Ontology annotation, molecular function: monooxygenase activity; iron ion binding; heme binding.